Molecule: messenger RNA, 9042 nt
Organism: Cottoperca gobio
Lineage: Eukaryota; Metazoa; Chordata; Actinopteri; Perciformes; Bovichtidae
Gene: tcf20
Product: transcription factor 20
Exons: 5
Coding region: 41-7450 (2469 amino acids)
Biological process (GO): regulation of transcription by RNA polymerase II
Cellular component (GO): nucleus
Source: RefSeq, a predicted model, not a curated record
CAGAUAUUUCCUGUUUUAAUCCCAAUUUGGAAAAAAAACAAUGCAGAAUUUUUCUAACAGCCCGGCUCCCCCUUCUCUCCCCCCGGGGUUCAGUGGGAGGGGUGCAGGGGGAACUCCGUAUCCCCCUCAGCCAGCAGACCCCCAGAUCUCCCCAAGGAUGACAGAUGAUUACGCAGGGAUGCAACAGCAGAGCCUGCACCGAGCCCAUCACCACCCCAGUCAAGCCAGCCACAUGCUUGCUUACAGUGCUAGAAACAGAGGGGCUGUGGAGGCACCACCAACACAGGGUAAUAUUCACAGCGCCAACACUAACAACCCUUACAGGAAGGACGCCAUGGAUUAUUAUUUUUCAAUGGGUGGAAAAGACAGGCACAGAAGGGGGGGCAUGGCCUAUGGGGCAGGAUUUGGGUACCCUAAUAUCGAUGGACAUAUACCUCACCAGUACCGGCAUGCUGGAUCUGGCUCAGCACCAGCAUCUGGCCUGAUGUCACCAUAUCCAGUAGACUAUGGUUCCAGUGCUAGUUCAGGUGGAGGUGCUGGUGCUGGAGCGUUUUCUCCUUCUCAUCAGUACAAUAUGAGUCAGAAUGCUGCAAUGCAGUCAGUGCCAGGAUCUCAGAUGCAGCACCGCCAGCUUGGACAAACCUUCCCGACUGCCCACCAUGGACAGCAGCAUCGAAGCUAUCCACACUCUGGGCACAGAAUGACCCCUCAAUACCCACUCUACUCCCCACAGGGUGGAGCAUCCACAGCGUCGUCAGGAAUGUACAGCCCCCCUCCACAGAGAUAUCUCGACGGGGCUGCUAGCACGGGGUUCGAUCCCAAAGUCAACAGUUCUCCCAGUGUCAACUCCAGUUCAAACUCAGUCUCCAGUUCAGUUGCUGCUAACAAUGUGGGGCCAAUGGAAAAUGUUCAACAGAGUUACCAUGCUUCAAAUUAUCCUGGAUAUUCCCCACAGACACUUUCACUUCACAAGCAAGCCACACUACAGCACCGCAACUCACAGCACAAUUUAGGGGUAGGUUAUGACAAUUCUCUCAAAAUGCAGCACCAGGGCCCUUCUCCAGGCUCUGUUUAUUCUAAACAUCAUCAAGCCUCCAAUCCCAGUAUACCUCAAGCAGCAUCUCAAGAAAUGGCCAAAUCCCCAAUGCAUCCCAAUGCUCAACAAACCCAAAUUAACCAAAACUUUAGCCCGAUAUCCAACCCCUCACCAGCUGCCUCCGCAGUGCACUCCCCCAGUUGUAGCUCCUCUCCUUCCCCUUUGAUGGGUGUCUCAGAGGUACAUGGAAACCCCUCAAGUCAUGGUCCUUCACAUCCUCAUACAUCAAACCCCCGUAGCAGCCAUGGUCAAGGAAGAUUACUGCAGACCAUGCCACAGUUAAGUCCCACACCCAAUUCAAAUAGCAGCAUCAGUAGUUGUGGUAGCAGUGGCAGUCAUAAAGCUCACAGCAUGAGUGCAGUUGGAGGGAGCAGUUUUCCUCCAACAGGCCGCAACAAAUUGGGUCUAGGCACAGGAAUCGGAUCUCGAGAGGAAGGCUCCGCUAUUUAUUCAUCCUCUCCACUUGACAAAAUGCAGGAUGCUGGCCUGAAUAGUCUUAAUGCCUUGAGUUCACAAGUAGCCAAUUUACCAAACACAGUUCAGCACAUGCUCCUCACCGACUCUGUGCUUUCAAUGAAGAAGGGGAAAGAUACAGGGCAGAUGCAACAGGCAACACACGGUGUACCCCCAUCACAACCAAGGAGUCGAAAUGCAAGUGCAGCCUCAAGUACUAGCACGGUUAAAGAUGGAAGUGCACUUGGGAUAGGCGAUGGUGCCAGCUUAGAUGCUGGUGCUGAUGAAGACUCCUCAUUGAUGUCAGUUGGGGGCUCGUCGGGGACCAAGGUGGAGCGUGAGGAGCAGUUUUCUGAGGGGGAACAUAGGAGAGUGAGGCAGAUGAGUGGCGCAAGCAGUGGAUCUGAACCAACUGGUUAUAAACCUCCCUCUCAGAGUCAAACACAGACUGGGCAAGAAUCAGCUGUUAAAAAAGUCCACACCGAUUUACCGUCAAAAGAACCAAAUGUUUCCAAAACAAAAAAUGAAGCUCAAGGUCCAUCUUCAUCAACAUCUCCGCCCUUUGGAUGUCAAUUAUCAGAGACUGGCUCAACUUCACAUUCAACACCUCCAGAUUCUUCAUCCCUGUCAUCCACCUCCUCCAAUAUUCCUCCUCCACAGCCAAAUUGUGUCUCAGAGCCUGGUCUAACAUAUAAUGACCACAGAGGUGGCCAUAGGAGGGCAACUGAAAUUAAAAAUGAAGUCAUCAAAAAUGAAAGUGAAGGCACAGUUGACAAAACGGAGAAGGGCAGUUGCCAAAUGCAGCGAGAUGGAGAAGUCAAUUCACAAAAUUGUCAGGACAAAGAAAACAGGUUGCACACUGCUUCCAGAUCACACAAUAAUGAGAGGGUAGAAAAGCAUACUUCUGAUGAACAGCAGAGUGCCAGUGGUGUUGGUGUGAUUGUUUCUGCUCGGUCUGAUGGAAGUCACGCUGAAAAAAGCAAACAUCCCCAGGACAACUGUAUAGAAGAGAAACCCUCUUUCUUAAGAGAGUCAAGCAGUCAUAACGGAGAGGAAGGUAUAGAUCUGAGUUUAUAUUCCUCCCUUCACCAGAAAUCUACUUUUGGACGGCCUCAAAAUCCUCCCCAGUCUGCACCACAUAAAUAUGGCUACCAAGAAUCAACAUAUGGCUCAGAUUUGUCAAUGAAAAACAGAGGCAGGGCUGGCCCAGCGGGUGUAAUGGAAUCAAAUUCUAGAUACUUUGGGUACCAACAGUCACAAGCUGGUUACAGCCCUGUGCAUCCUAAAGAUGCUGGUUCUGUAGCAGAGGCUUUGGUAAAGAGAGGGCAAGGAGCAGGAGUUAAAGGUCAUGAGGAUAAUUCACAACAAUUUCCAAGCCUUUUACAAGAAGUUCUUCAAGGUUACAAUUUAGAUAGACGAUAUGGCAGACCAGAGCAGGCAUUUCCUGCCCAUCUCCAACAACAACAGUUUCAAAGCAGACACCCGUAUGGCAUAACUGAGGCUUCGUCUCAUUCUGGACAAAUGGGUAGCUCUGGAAAGCCCCCACAUGCAAACCAGAGGCAUGGGAGUGAGCCUGAUUUUACCACAGAUUCUCAGUCCUCUGUGAAGUCAGAAGUGUCCAUUACUAAGAUAUUGCAAAAUGCUCAGAAAACCGAAGUGGGUGUGUCCCAGAGCCAUUUAACACAGGCUGCAGAUCCUCAGCAACCAACAAAACAUAUAAACUUAGCUGACUAUUCUCUCCCACAGAGAAAAGUGUUAUCUAAUGUGUCCACUCCGUCCUCUGCUGUGCAGGAACUCCUCUUGCAAGAGCCAGAGCCACUAACAGGCAGCAUUGGUCAAGCUGAGUCUCAAAAAUCAUCAGGCUCCAUAUUAGCCCCAUCAGAGCGGCGCUCUGUCAUCUGUGAUGUGUCGCCAAACCGACGCAGCACACCAGAGAGGGACAGGGAAAGUGACAGAGAGAGAGAGCGGGAGAAAAGUCAGAGUGGAGCCUCUGUGAUUCAACAGCCAUUUUCCUCUCCAGGAGCAGCCAAUGAUCUGAGUAGAAAGGAUAUUGGAGAGAAUAAAGUGGUGAAAAUGGAAACGGCAUCAAAAGAGGCCGGAACAGAAGCAGCAAAUUUACAAACUGAUCAUCAUGGCAGCGGCGGCGCUAAUGAGGCUGAUCUGGAGUUUCAUUCCAAGUCUUUUCAUUCAUCUGUAUUGAAUGCUGACCCCUAUAGGCGAGGUAAUGUUGAUAUUACACCCUUGCCUUCUCAUCUGUUGAGCACUAACCCUUUAUCUUCACCUUCAAGGCAUCAGUCCUAUCUUCAUGGUGUUGAUUUAACAACUGGCAGUGGCAGCAGUUUUCCUGGAUAUCGAUUUGGAGAUGCAAGAGAAGGGAAUAUGAUGCCACGCAGUAACCCCCAUUUUUCCUCCCACCAUCCAUACCACAAUUUAUCCCCCCAGACUCAAUCCACAAAUAAGCUUCAAAUGUAUCCUCACCCUCGCGGCCCCCCUCAUCACCCCCAUGAUAUGAAUGACUGGGUAAAAGCAAUGAACAGGCCAUCAAAGGAAAUGAUGAUGCAGCCCGGUUCAUCUCCAGGAAGACAUAAGGUCAGCCAAUCAGAACAGAGGCAAAGAAUCUUACAAACCGAAAUGCCGGCUGAACAACACACGGUCAAAACUUCUCUCCAUCAUCAAAGUGCUUUUUUUGAUUUGAAAAUGUGGGAGUCAACACACUCUGGAAGAGAAGGCGCUAGAAUGUUAGAGGGAGACCCCUUCUUCAGAACACAACCACAUCAUGCUGCUCCUGUAGCUUCACAUGUUCUGGUUCCUCCACAAAUGACUCAUGGCCAAAAUGCUGCUGAACCGGAGGUCUCCAGAGGGGCCACAGAGGAAGCCAAACAUUCCCUCCCACCUCCUCCCAGCUCCACUAAGCCUCCUGCUGAAAUGAAUUCCACUCAGCCACAGGUGCAGCGUCAGACUAAACCUGGGGGUUCUGGAGACACAAAUCCGCUGAUAUUGCGAAGGAGAGUUCGUUCUUUUAUCUCUCCUAUUCCCGCUAAAAGGCAACUACAGGAUGCCUCUCAGCAGAGGGCUGCCACAAAUUCCCAUCACUCCCCCGGGGCUCAGUCUGAGUCGAGCCAUCACAAUGAAGACGACUCAUCCAGUUCAGAUAUCCCAUGUCCCAGACUCUCCUCGCCUCUGCCCGGAGAGAACACCUAUUCACAACCUCUAUCUCCAUCGGGUGGUAACACCAAGGCUUUGCCUCCCAGGAAAGGGCGAGGUUUGAAACUGGAGGCAAUAGUGCAGAAAAUCACACCAAAUAUUAAAAAGCCAGCAGGCCAUGUUGAUGAUGAGUCAAAUCAUUACCCAGGCUUCUCUCACUCAGAAAUACCACCGUUUAAUGAUUCACAGGACCAAGACCUGGCACAUUUCCCCAGGGUUCUAGGAGGGGAUGAUAGUUACAUGGAUGAAAGUCACUCAUUAAAUGAUAUGAUUCCCUUCAGAGGUAUUGAUGAGACUGGGCCUUUACCUCCGUCUGCCUACCCGUGUGAUCCUCAUCAAACGUCCCAAACCAUAAAACAAGACUUUGACUUUGGAUUAGGAGCCACUGGAGCAUCAGCGUCUGGUGACAAGGAAGAUUUUGCUUUGCUCGGACCUUUACCCCCUCCUCCGCCUCUUCCUUGCCCAGUCCAGGAUUCCCCACCUCCAUCUUCAUCUGCCCUGUCAGAUAUUCAACAUUUCACCAACACUUACCAGCAGCUUGAGACCAGAAGAGGAGAGCAGUCUGCUGAAAACCUUCUUCGACAGAAACUUCAAGAAUCUGACAUGGGGUUUGAUGAUUAUCCCGGCAGUGACUACUAUGGAACCACCCCACCCCACCAUAGUGAGUCUCAAGGUCACAUGCUGAAUAGGCAACAUCAGAUGUCUUCUGGUAGGUCUAGUCUGUCACCACAAGAUUCUAAGUUAUCAGACAGUUCCGUGCCUAAAGGCUAUUUCCCAUCCGGCAAGAAGAAGGGCCGGCCCGUUGGGAGUGUGAAUAAACAAAAACGAGCCCAGAACCAAGCCCAAACACAGGGGCCGGGCCAGCCUCAAGACCAGGCUCAGAACACAACUUCGAGUGCUCCUCCAUACCCACUCACUCAAACUACAGUUGGUGCCACAACCCCACCGUUGGAGUACACUACCAGCAGCACACCACCACCACCCACUGCAGAACCCCCUCUGACAGACAAUAAAAAUACUCCCCCACUGACCCCACCUAUUUUAACCCAGAUAGUGAAAGUAGAUGUUGAAAGUGAGGACACGCAGCCAGAGAUCGAGGUCAAACCUGUGCGAAGGAGACGCAGGGUUGUGAAAGAUGAAGACGGGUCGCUAGAAGCAAGAGGACGACAGAGGAGGAGAAGAAGAGCACCGACGGCACCACCAGUGGCCAAAGACGACCCAGAUACACCUUUAGGGGUAGGAGGGAGCCCCGGCACAAAUGGAGUAUUCAUGGAUACAAAUAGAAAGGGCCCGUUUGUUCCACACAUACAUGUGGAGAACAAAAUACCAGAGAUUGGGGCAGUGUGCACCAUUGUAAAUGCUGAGGAGGAGAAGAUGAAAGGAGAGCGUAGUGCAGUCGGAGGAAAAGCAGGCGGGAGUGGAACUGAUUGUCUCCUGACCUCAGCUCUUUCCUCACAGUUAUCUAAGAGAGAUAAAGAAUCAGAGAAAAGGGAGACAGACGAAGUGGAAACUACACUUCAGUCAGGAAAAGCACUUCCUUCAUCUGGCUAUGUUGUUUCAGGCCCUGUGAUUACUGAGACCAAUCACUCGGGCCGCCUGCUCUGCUGCCUGUGUCAGAAAUGGGCGAAUUACAAACACCUUGGAGAUCUCUACGGUCCUUUCUAUCCAGCUGAAUAUGCCGCAAAGCUCCCCAAGAACCAGCCCCAGGUCCGACAAUGUCAAGCGGCCACGGGCACAAGCAAAACUGGACCAAAUUCAGACAUAAGCUCAAAUGCUUUGAGCACCAUCCAAGACACGCAAACACAAGACGCUCAGUUUACCAAGCCCCCAACUGAGAGUGACUACGGCGUCAGCCUAGAUUCAAACCCAAUACCUCUCACCAAAAUAGUCAGAACUACCCCCACAGCUGGUAGAGAGGAAAUGAUGAUGCACAUGACCGGCCAGUUCAGUAACACCGCCUCCUCUUCUUCCUCCUCCUCCUCCUCCACUUCCUCCUACACCAGUAAAACAGCCUCUCUAACCUGGGACAUGAAUCUAGAUAUCCGGCCUAUCCCUAAACUUAAGAGAGAGCCAGACCUUGAGAUUGAACAGCAACAGCCACAAAUCCAGCAACAGCUGCAGCAGCCAACAGAUGACGCUCAACAGCGACCUCCACACAGAAAGCUGACCUCACACCCCCGCUUUAAAAGGAGGCACAAAUCUAGUGAGGAUUCCCCCAGAAUGGUGCCAUCCAACAGUAAGGCGUCUCUGCCCUUCCAGCCUCCUCCACCCGCCUUGGACUCCCUGGGGCCCUUGGCACAACUGACCCAGCUGCCGCAGAUGCCCAUGGACCCAGAGGAGCUCUGGGUCCACGAAGGAUGCAUGGUGUGGACCAGUGGAGUGUAUCUUGUCAAUGGGAAACUGUAUGGCCUGCAGGAGGCACUAGAUGGUGCCAGAGAAACGUGCUGUUCGUACUGUGAGAUGGUUGGCUCAACCCUGGGCUGCUACAGUAAAGGCUGCACACUUCGCUACCACUACCUGUGCGCUAUUGAAGCAGAUUGUUCUCUGAAUGAAGAUAACUUUUCACUGCGGUGUCCGAAGCACAAGGUAAAGAAGGAGAGUUUACUCAGAGCAUCCGGCCAGUGUACCUGGAGCAGUCAGAGAGAGGCUGAGGGAAACACAGAAGAAGAGGAGACACAGGUAUCUAAGAGCUGUUAGUUUGGACAAUAGACGACUUAGAAAAUGAGACUUGUCUGUGAAGCAGCCCAAAAUGUGAAAGGACAGGACUGGCAUCUGUGACAACGAGAACAACGAAAAGGGAAUGUACAAUUUCUCAACGGGAAGCAGCAUUAUUUACAUUUGGAGAAAAGAAACCUUUUUUUUUCUAAGAGAAUUGUUGCUCUUUACUUAAAAGCAGAAAAAAAAAUACACAGACAUGCAACAUAGAGGAAUGGAGCUACAAGUAAAACAAAACUACAAAGCGGAAUAAAAUGAGACGUCAAGACUGACGAAGGAACUAAAGGAACUUUUCUGAAGAGAACAAAAGAAACAAACUUCCUCUCUAGGCUUACUUUGAUUUUUCUCAGACACCAUUGAAGUGUAAAACUCUUUAUCAUCUAUAUUAUCAUUUACCUGUUUUUGUUUUGUUUUUUUAAGUGUUCUUUUGGUUGCUUUUAAAGAGGUGUAUUGGGAGCAAGUUGGGUGUCUAACCCAGAGAAGAAAUGGAGAGAGUUUUAUAUCCUCUCACAAGUAGUAUCUUAUCUUAUGAUAUUAGGAUGACCACAAUUAUAAUUUUUUUUAGUCCUCAUUAUUAUUUUUGUAUCCUCGUCAGUAUUUACUCAUGAAAAUGAAAUGGAUGUAUCUCACUUUAUAUUCAGUCAACACAUGAAUUGGAUUUAUUUCUUUUUUUCAUUCCUGGAGAGGGAGGAGCCAGAGUGAUGUUGUCUGGAAUGUCAGGGUCGAGUUUGCCACAAAGACAUUAUUGCCUUGGAGAACGGACAUCUGUUGCCUUUCAAAAGUCACGUGUGUGAGUGAGUGAGUGUGCGUGUGUGCGAGAAAGUGAAAAAAUGCCAAUAUCUUGGGUCUUUGAUUCCAUUUUUGGUCCUUUUGAAAAGUGUUCUUAUUUUUCAUCACUGGGGUUUUUACGGUACAGAUAGUAUUCAUUAAAAAUCCGAUGGACACAAUCUUAUUUUUCAAAGUACAAAUGUUCGUUAUGUGCAAAGAGAAGGACAGAGCCUUGUAAGAGGAGAUAACACUAUGGACUAAUGCGUGUCCGCCAUCUCUAACCAUGCUGACAGGAAAAAGAUGAACAGGACACUGACAAGUUUUCAUCUGUGUGGAACUGUGUACGGUGGUGCACAUGUGCUUAUGUUCUACGUUAUGAAAACAUUUUUGGAACUGGAAACUUUGGAGAGGGUGUCAUAUGAACGGCUGUGAUUGGCCAACCAUACUGGCUAAUGGGGAGUAAGCCUUACCAAGUACUUCUGAAUGGUUUCAUUCUUUAGUAACACAGCAGCGAUUUGAUCGGGAGAUGCAAAAUCCAUUCAAAAGAAGCAUUGCCAUAAAAUUUAAAAGUGCGUCGUACAUGGUGUUGUCUUUAUCAUUUUUUAUUGUUAUUCUUGUAAAAAAAAAAAAGUCAAGCUGAAAGAAGACAGUUACACUAUCAAAACCAUGCUGUAUUAGAAACCUGUCAAUAUGUAUAUGAAUUAUGAAUACACUUAAAAAAUACUUCAAGUACACUCCUCUUCUUAUUUCUGAAACUUAAUGUUGUCACUUUAGUUGCACUGAUAAAUCCACCGGUUUCAGUUUUA